Molecule: messenger RNA, 725 nt
Organism: Salvelinus sp. IW2-2015
Lineage: Eukaryota; Metazoa; Chordata; Actinopteri; Salmoniformes; Salmonidae
Product: putative C-type lectin domain family 20 member A
Biological process (GO): proteolysis
Cellular component (GO): extracellular region
Molecular function (GO): protein binding
Source: RefSeq, a predicted model, not a curated record
AGUAUUUACAUUGGCUACUAGAUAKUGUACACCACCAAUGUCUCUGUUACACAGGUUGUGAGAGGAACCUAAUGAAUGGAGUGGAUUUUAGGAUAAAUYGUAUAGAGAAAGGUUUUGUACKKCAAGAUGCAAGUCAGUGCAGACAGAAAUGCACCGAAUUGUACAAUUGCCAGUACUUUACCUUUGUUGGAAAAGAAGCAAAGAUUGACCAAACUAACAGAGACAUGUGUUUUCUGAAGGCCUCAACUGGUGAUAGUUCUGUCACAAUACAGUACCUCCAACAUGCAACCUCAGGCUACUCUCUGAAAAACUGCAGUGGUAAAGUCACCUACUCAGCCAAGAAGUACAGCCUUGUCCAAGAGAACGAAAACUGGACUGAGGCACACGAGUACUGCAGACAGCACUACACAAACCUGUCCAUCGUACACACAGAAGAGGAUUGGAAGGCAAUUCAAUACUCUUUGGGUAAUUUCAGUGGUGAUGUGUGGAUUGGGCUCCAUAGGUAUGAUCCAACUGAAAAGUGGAAGUGGUCUGAUGGAGAGGACUUCAUGUUCUUGAACUGGGCAACAGAAUUAGUCAAGUACAUGGGUCRUGACUGUGUCAUCUCCACUUCAUCUCAUUGGCAACCAGAGGAUUGUCAGAAUCAAAAGCAGUAUGUGUGUCAGCAACUAGGUAAGCCUCUCUCAGUAUAUACAAUGUAUAUUAAUAAACUACUUUCAAAGUGA